CCGCAGUGAGUUGCCUGCUCGGCUGGGCUUUUUUGAGGCUGGCGAGGGAAGGAAGCAAAACGCAGACAACGUGUGCGUUCUUGUGGUGCACUACAAAUUUGGAGCAAACAAAGAGUUUUCCCGAGAUGGUGAUGAGGAGGACAUGCGCAAUUUGCGAAGCACCUUUCAGGAGAAGCGCAACUGCACCUUUAGGGAGCUACUUUCCCCGAAAAAGACCGAAUUGCUUCUUCUUCUUUCGGAUGAAUACCAGCUUCUCCGUUUUUUCAGCACGCAAGAGGUGCCAGCCGUAUUUAUUCUGUUCAUCCUGUCGCAUGGCAGCGAAGGAGGGAAAAUAUUUACAGACCACUAUCAGGAAGGCUCUCAGAAUUACAUACAUUUUACCACCACGGAAGUAUUAGAUUCAUUGAGCAAACUCAACAACUUCUCUAGUUGCUUGAAGUUUGUAAAUUUUGGCCCCUGUCGAGGAAAUUUGGACGACUCUAUUCACCAGUACGCAGGCAGCCUCGAAGCUUCGUAUGACAAUCGCAAUUCGUGCAGCGUUACCUUUACGCCGGAAAUGCACAACCUCAUCAUCAUGUUUUCGACCGUUGAAACCACCACUGCAAUCCGAAAUAACAGGGGAUCGUGGUUAGUGCGAAUGACUUGCGAAUCGCUCAACGCGCUGAAAGAAGACAAGCAGAUUUUGCCUUUUCUUACUGGCAUUCAGUUCAAAACGCACAUUGAGUCCCGCUCCAGCGUUGACAUCAGAGGAGCGCCAUGCGGAGGCCAAACUCUCGAGCUCAAAAUGUUUUCGCAGGAUGCCUUGUUCGUAGUAUCAGCCCUUCCAAAGGAAUCACAAGUCAGAAUAGAAUCAAGCUGCGACGCCAACGGUAGGCGAUAUGAAAAUUCUCGCCCAUCGCGACCAGAACACUUCUAUACUUGGCAGUCGGACCGCGAGGUUAACGUCAGAGGUCGCAGAGCGGUCAUUUUCCUUCAAGAAUGGAGUGAUCUGGUUGAAAACAUAACUGAAGCACUCUCUAAAAAUCUUUCAUUUGAUACCAGUCAUCGAUGGCUCACCAACUCGAACCUGCGAGCGUUUCUUCAAGAAGAUUUUGAAGGGGGAGUUGGAUGUCUGUUGACCUGCGUGUUUGGCAAGGUAGUAACGGAGCACGAACGGAGCAAUGAAGUGUGCGUGUGCGUGGAGGGUAAAAUUAUGCCUGUCGGGGACAUCAUGCACAAUUUCAUUGGGCCCAAAAAUGCAACUUGGAUUGGCAAACCAAAGAUUUUCUUCAUUAUUGAUCAGCAAACUGAAGAAAAGAGGGACAAUUUGCAGUCUUGCACUCCUCAAGCAGAAACAAUUUUGGCAACCAAUCACAGUGGGUGGCUCGUUCUCAUUUUAAAGAACAAUGACUUGGCACGUCACCUUAUCGACAUCCUCAACGACAAGCAGCUGACCAAGGGAAAAAGUCUGCAAGUGCUGCUGGCGAAAUUGCUCAUUUGUUCAAAGGGCAACUCCGGAAUGUUGCUCAACUCCACUCUACAGUACCUCCUCAAUUUUCCAGAUUGGCCAAGAGAAUUCGUAAAGCCAUUUUUCUUUAUUGCAAAGGACCAAGGUGUACCAUUAUGGUCAAGUAGCCCAAUAACUUAUGCAAAUUUACUUGAAAUGGCAACUCCCACAACUUGCGAAAAUCGCGUGUGGCUUUUCAGCUCUGAGGCCGGGUCCGGGAAAACGACAGUGUUGAAGGAAAUCGCGUUUGACCUGGCGAGGUUGCUGCCAGGAGUGAAAAUACUGCGAAUCUCGCUCUCAAAUAUGAUUUCUUAUAUCUCAGAUCAUUAUUCCACUUUGAAGCCUGACAAAUUAAUCGCGAAGGCUACCCACCACUCACCAGAAGAAAUUAGGGCAGUGCUAAAUGAGAGGAAUAAAGCGAUCGUGCUUCUCGAUGGAUUCGACGAGGUUCCAGACGAAAGAGAAAACGUUUUGCUCGUAGCAAAAUAUCUAAUAAAGAAAAACGUUCCUCUGUGGAUCAGCACGAGACCGCAAGAAGCAAAAUACAUUCGAGAUGAAAUUUUGAAAGACGAGGAAAAAACUGCCAUUGAAAAACCACGCGAGGGAUUCAAUUCCGUAUUUGAUACACGACUAACAUCAGCUGAAAAUCAAAAUUCGCAAGUCAAGCAUUUUUCGUUACAAAAUAGCCAUUUAAACGCCGAAAUGAAGAAAAACGUCUCUCUGUGGAUCAGCACAAGCCCGCAAGAUGAGGAAAAAACUGCCUCUGAAAAACCACCCGAGGGAUUCAAUUCCGCGUUUGAAAAACGACAAUCAGCUGAAAAACAAAAAAACAAAGUCAAGCUUGUUUGGUUAAAAAAUUGCCCUUUAAACGCAGAAAUGCAAGUCGAGUUGCUGCAGAUGGUGACAAAGAAGAGUUUGGUCGAGUGCCAGCAGUUUGUGAAAGAAUUUGAGGACAAGACAAUACUUGAGAACCCGUUCCACCUUACCCUGGUCGCUCAGUGUGGGAGCACUCGAAACUUAUAUAAAAUUUAUGAACAAGUUGUGGAGCAGAAGGUGGAAAAAUGUUUAGUAGAAAAAGAAGGGUUGGACACAACAAAACCAACAUAUAUAUCCCGCAAGAACAAAGCUUUGAGCUUCCUCAAAUCAACUGCUUCCCACUUAAUAACCAGACGAAUAAACGAUGCGGAAUCAAUGAGAUCAGAAGCUCAGGGAAUAAAAAACCUCGAAAAAUUGAACGAUUUCGGCAUUGCGACAGUCGAGUCCGGCCAGGUCACGUUUGUACAUCAAACCUUCAUCGAAUUUCUCGCCGCGCAGCAGUAUUUAGAUAAAAUCCCUGAGCUCGAUAAAAACAAAAAUAUGGAGUUCUUAGAAGAAAUGUGGAAGCAUCCACAGUGCAUGAAGUUCAUUGACCUAUAUUUUUCGACUGACCAAGAAGAAAAAAAAUUUAGAGCGUUUGCUGAUGAUUCCUGGAAAUUUUUCAAACAAAGGCCUGCUCGUUUUUUGCUUCAUGUGUGCAAGGAAAACCUAAAGCACAUCUUCAGUAAGUUGAAACCACAAAUUUCGUUUUGCAAAAAUGAUGAAAAGCCGAUUUGUACAACGUUUGGUGGUGAACUCAUCUGCAGUGCAGUGCAGCAUGAAAACAUGUCACUGGAAUUGCUAGACAUGGGAGCAAUAGGAGACGAGCAUCAACUCGCCAAUAUUUUGCCCAAACUAUUAAAAGCUAUUGCUCUUUCCAACUCAACUGGCUUUUUCAAGAAGAUGAAAGAAAAGUUCCCGAAACUAUCUGAAAUGAUUCGCAUGCGGAGCCAUAAAAUCGACGCCGCAAUGGCAGCUGUUGAAAAGGGCCACUACGAAAUACUCGAGCAGCUUCUUUCCAAUGGCUUGGAUGUGAACUUUUCAUUGAACCAAGGACAAUUGGCUUCUUUUGUAGCAUGCAAACGAGGCGAUAUCGAAUGCAUGAAAGUGCUGCAUAAACAUGGAGCCAAACUCGUGAUAGAAGACCCUCUAUCCGGUGCAGUACUAGAUCAUGCUCUCUUUGAAGCCAUUUUCAACGGCCAUCUAGAGCUUAUCAAAUUCAUGGCAAAGGAAAUGCUAGAUGAUGUAUCCAUUCAAGACAAAGAAGGCAGAAAUGCCAUUCAUAUUGCUGUCGACAGUGACCAAUCAGAUAUUAUUAAAUUUUUGAAUCAGGUGGACAACAGACUGGUGAAUGGAAGAACAAAAAUGGGACUUAGCCCGCUGCAUUGCGCAGUUAUAGCAGAAAGAUGGGAGCUGUGCCAUUGGCUUAUUAGAGAGGGCCUAUUCAAUGUUGAAAUUUUGGAUUCCGAGCUCUUAUUUCAAAUUGAUGACGUAAAUUUCAGCGAAGUUUGUCGCGAUUUUAAACUUAUGCUCUCAUUUUCCGACAAUGUGAACUACACUGACAAUAGAGGACAAAGUGCGCUUCAUUGCGCUGCCCGCUACGGAUGCCUGGAUGUGCUUCAGCAGCUUAUUCUCGUUGCCGGAGCCGACUUGGAGGUCACGGACCAAAGAGGAUGGAACGCCCUACACUACGCAUGCCGGGGCUGGUCAAGUCGUGGUAUUUACUCGAAUAUGCCACUGACUCAUAACGUAAAUGGUAGCGAGAGGUACUUGAUUGCAGCAAAAUUUUUGCACGAUAAUGAUAUUCACCUAAUCAAAAAACGGACAGGAGAUGAAAAAACUGCAUUGCACCUUGCUGUACUAGAAAAUGGAGAUUUGGCUAUGAUUAAAUGGCUGGUGGAAGAACUUGGAAUCGAUGUAAACGCAGAAGAUUCAAGUGGUCAUUCAGCGAUGCAAUAUGCUAUUGAGCAACAAAGUUGGAGUGUUGUUUUUUACUUGAUAGAGUUUGGUGCUGCCGUGGACAAAAAAUUUAUAGCAGAUUAUUUAGCCCCAACUGAUUACAGAAAUGUUGCUGUUAUCAACGAGCGGGGCGACACAGUUGUGCAUUUGGCUACAGUUACCUCUAUGGUGUUAUUGCAAAAAUGUAUCGACCUAGGUGCUGACUGCAGAAUUGCAAACUGCUUGGGAGAAUAUCCGAUACACACGGCAUGUCAAUGUAAUCACCUAGCUGAGGCUAAAUAUUUACACAGCUUGCACAGUGACCUUGUCGAGAAGAGCAACCAUUUAGGAGCAACGACAAUUCAUCUUGCCAUCGAUCACCACGAAGACUUGGAAAUGUUGCGUUGGCUUGUGGAACACGCUAAAGUAAACAUUAAUACUGUGCAUUUUGAUGGUGACACAGUUGUGGUCGCCGCAUUAAAACAAAGAAGAUGGAAUGCCGUUGACUAUCUCCUCACCCAAACUGGAAUUGAUAUUCACCAGAAAAACAGGCUUGGCAUGAAUGCACUGCUCUACGCUACUUACCACGGCAGAUUGGAAACCUUGGAUAAACUACUUGGCCUAAAAUCCGAUCCAGCUGAGAAAAAUAUACUUGGUUUAAAUGCGUUCCACAUUGCUUGUGAAAACAACAACCUGCGAGUUGCAAAAUUCUUGCUUCCUUACUGUGGGAAAUCAACAACAGAAAUGACCAAUCAAGGGCAGAAUGUACUACAAUUAUCGGUGUCUAAUGCAACUUUGGCAAAAGAAAUUGAUGUAUGUGAACUGAUCAAAUGGCUAUUGGAAAAUGUUAACGUCGAUGUGAAUCACGUAGACGAAAAUAAGGAAACUGCAUUGCUGAUCGCCUCUCGCAGAAACAUUUGGAGCGCUGUCAACGUUUUGCUGCAGCACGGCGCAGAUGUUCACCAAAAAGACGCUAAUGAAAUGACAGUCUUGCACUACGCAGCAUUUUAUGGCAACGUUGAAAUGAUAGAGAAGUUGGUGAGUGAAUUUGGAGCAGACCUGAGUGCGAAAAACAACCAGGGACAAAAUGCUAUGCACUUUGCGUGUUUCAAGUCCGAGUUGGAAGCGGCCAAAUUCUUGAAUAGAAAAAAAAGGGGUCUCAUUUGGGAGGUGACAAUAGAUCACAACACUGCUCUACAUAUUGCAGUGCAAGAUAUUCAACUACUUGACCUGGCGAUGGUUCGUUGGCUGGUAGAAGAAGUUUGCCUGGAUCCAGAGGCUUUGAAUAGUCAAGGCCAAUCUGCUUUGCUCAUAGCAUGUGCGAGUCAAAGGUUGGACAUAGUUUCCUAUUUGCAUCGCAUCGGCGCCAAAAUUGAUGUCGUGGACAAGCAAGGAAAAACUGCUCUACACCACUUUGCAAAAUUUGGCCGUCGAAAGAACAUUGAAACAUUUCUCCGCUUGGGUCUACAUUUAAGAGCCAAAUGUAACAGUGGAUUUAAUAUAUUGCACGAAGCAUGCAUGAGUCGGAAUUACGAAUUAAUCUUUCAGCUAAUCAGAUCUCCAUUGGCUGCGGAAAAAACAAAGGAUGGCAAAACAGUUUUACAUCUUGCCGUAGAAGCCUCUCCGCCAAUAUUGCCCAGUGAACAUGCCGGAGUGUCUGAUGAGAUCAAUUUCUGGACGAAUCACCAAACUCUGGUGGAAAAAAUUCUAUCAUCCCCAGAUGAAAAUUUUCCCAGUAAAAAUCUGUUGCAUGUCAAAGCAAUACUGAGGAUGCUUGAAAAUCAGGACGUAGAUGUAAAUGCCGAAGAUGAAAAUGGUGUAUCAGCAUUGCUCUUAGCUUUUCAAAAAAAUGAAAUGAGGAUAGCAUAUAGCCUGAUAGUAAUGAAGUCCGAUCAAAUAGUUAUUGAUAUCAACGAAAAUAUGAUUGAUUUGUGUUUCUUGUUAAAUGCUUACAUGGGAGAUCCAGAAAUCCUUCAAAUUUGUCUCAAUAUGAAUGCAAACAUUAACGCCGUAGACAAACGAGGAAACACCGCUUUACAUUAUGCAGCAGAUAGCAAUUUGGAUGCAUUGAAAGCUCUAAUCAUGUUUGGAACUGAAGUUUCAACAAAGAACCGGAAUGGCUGGAAUGCAAUGCAUGUUGCUUGUACAGGAUUGCAUCUUGAUGCUGCCAAAAUGUUGCACAUGAAAAAUAGCAGUUUGAUAAAGGAAAGAACUCAUGACGGUGAAACCGUUUUGCACCUCGUUACCAGCAAAUCUAGACCUGGCAUACGUGCGGAAGAUGUGGAAGAGAUUCAAAAUUGGAUUGUAGAGGAGGCGGGAGUUGAACUUGACGCACGUGACAAUGAAAACCGAACAGCACUUCAAAAGGCAAUCUUACAUAAUGACUAUGAAUGCGUGAAAAAUUUGCAUAAAUUGCAGGCUAAGGUGGCUCCAAAACAAUAAUUGAUUAUUCAGCGUUUCAGUAUUCUUUGUGUAUUAUUGACUAAUUUUUGUUAGUUUUAAUAGAUUUUGUAGCAAAUAGAGUGCAUAAAUGUUACUAUUUACGUUUUUUUUUUUAAAAUAAAAC
Messenger RNA from Cloeon dipterum, 6845 nucleotides. RefSeq lists its product as uncharacterized. Lineage: Eukaryota; Metazoa; Arthropoda; Insecta; Ephemeroptera; Baetidae. The transcript is spliced from 9 exons. Gene Ontology annotation, biological process: proteolysis. The record is from RefSeq and is a predicted model, not a curated record. Gene Ontology annotation, molecular function: protein binding; cysteine-type endopeptidase activity. The coding region runs from base 143 to 6721 and encodes 2192 amino acids.